Messenger RNA from Megalopta genalis, 2187 nucleotides. NCBI's taxonomy places the organism in Eukaryota, Metazoa, Arthropoda, Insecta, Hymenoptera, Halictidae. The record is from RefSeq and is a predicted model, not a curated record.
UUUUCAGUCAGAAGCAAUAGAUACUAAGAAAUUAGUGUGUUACAUCAAUACAUUGUACAUAAUAGUGUCGUUAUAGCAACAGGUUUAAACAGAGUCUUUCUUUGACAUCUUUGACUAAAAAGAUGUCUAGUAUAAAAGAAUAAUUUGUGCAAUACUUUAAUAAUUUAAUAUGGAGAACUUACCAAAUAUACCAGGCUAUACAUUUCAAAAUCCAAGUAUUAUUGAUUAUAGAUUACUGCAGAAUUUAAAUUUUUUGAAUGGUUAUCGUGUAGUGCGUGAUAGUAAAGUUGGUAUUGGAGAAAGACCAAUAGAUGCUGCAUCAACUGCAUAUUAUAAAGAUACACCUCUAGUACAAUAUGAUCCAUCGUUAACAUAUGGCCGUGUAAAAGGAUACGCGUAUCGUCAAGUUAUUCCGCAUUAUGCAUUGUUCGCGCAAAAAUGCCUUAGUUUCAAAGCGUUUUUUCGUCAAGGAGUGUUCAAUUCUCCUGAUGAACAUUAUCGCAUACGUCAUGUGAACAUCCUAUAUUUUUUGGACGACAACUCGAUAAGUGUCAUGGAGCCUCCAGUUAUUAACGCAGGAUUUCAGCAAGGAAAACUUGUUAAGCGUGGAAAGAUUGAGAAAAACAAAGAAGGUGAUAUACUACAUUGGAAGGAUUUCAAUGUUGGGAUUGACGUAUGUAUUUAUGGCGUAAUUUAUCAUAUUGUCGAUUGCGACCUAUUUACCAGAGAGUUUUUAAAUAGUCAAGGGAUAGAUGUCGGAAACAAAGAGGAACCUCCUGUAGAUCCUUACACAUCGUACCGUGCGUCCAAGCAGAGGACAUCCGCGUGUGUCACACAAAUCCCAGAUGAUUCUAGACGACGAUUUCUAGAAUAUGAUAAGAUGGUUUUGUGUUUCACAGCCACGUGGAACGAAGAUGUAUAUCGAAUAAUGUAUUUCUUAACAGACGACACAAUAUCUGUAAUAGAAGUUCAAAAACCAAACUGCGGAAAGGAUCCAGUAGCCACGCUACUAAAGAGAAUGAAAGUACCGAAAGACUGGAAAAAUUUACCAUCAUCUUAUCCAGCCAUAUAUCUAGAAUACGGCGAUUCAGAAAUUGUUGAAUAUUAUACACCAAAAGAUUUCAUCAUAGGCGGAACGGUGUUCAUAUUCAGUCGCCGGUUUCUUUUGCACGACUGUGACUCGUUUACACGGAAAUAUUUCCACGGCAUGUUGGGAAUAACUCAACCGGAAAGAAUUCCACUUCCGGAAGAGGAGCCGAAGCCGACAGUAGACUAUGUACCACCACCGCACAUAAUAUUCGGUACACCCGAGGAUACUUACACCGGCUGUUUCUCCUUCACGUCUAAACCGCCGAGAAAGGAUGUUGUCCGUCAGUUGAUCAAUUUUCCGAAAAAGCUGCGUUACUCCAUGCAAAUGGAUAUGGUGCAUCCUGAAGACAGGGAUCGUGAUUUCAUCUUGCAGUACAAUUUAAGCGAUGGCACGAUAGUGGUGCAAGAACUCGCAAAACGUAACUCUGGUCGUCGAGAAGGUUGCUUCUUAAAAGCGACACUGGUCCCGAAGCCAAACACUGGAAGAGACAAUCCGGAAUAUUAUACUCCUCAAGACUUCUACAUCGGCGCACAAAUCAACAUUUUCAAUCAUUACUUUAUCAUUGUGGGAGCCGAUCUUUUUGUGUACCGUUACAUGGAGACGAAUCCCGAAAAGUUCUCGCGUGUAGUACGGGAUAAUAUCCGUGACUAUUUCGCUAAACAAAAUUUACUUGAUGAAGACAUAAUGAUCAAAGCUAAAAAGAUACACGAUGCAGAGAAAGCGAAAGAUUAUGCCGUGAAACCGACCACUCCUCCUACUGUUGAACAUGACGCAGAAAUAAUGAAUUGUAUACAAGAUUUUCAAGCUCAAGCGGCGCAGAAAUACGAAGGACAACACGGUGAACUAAAAGUAAGCCCGCCUACAGUGGAUAAGUUGUGUCCAGAUUUAGCAACGACAAACGAUUCACAAAGUCCUAAACAAUUCACGAAUGCAUGUAAAAAGGAAGUAAGAUGGGAUAACCGGAUAGAAUAAUAACAAAGGUUUCUGAUUUACGAUUGGUAAUCACGUUAAACGAAAUGAUUUUUUUAAAGCAAUUUUCCAUUGAUCGGUAAUUUUUACUGUAGUUUAUUGAGGAAAUAAAUUACUUAAAUAAUCCA